CAUAUCAUGAUCCUAACGAUAUCAAUAAAUAGACUAGUAGACGGCAUCUGUGUUUAUUUAGAUAAACCACGGCGACUAAUUCGGCAAGCAAAUACAGAUGAAUCUGAUGGUGAAGAUGAUAUGAAUAUUCGUGAGAAGUUACGUCGGGCAUCAUCCCAAUCACCAGCUAACAUUCCGAUGUUAGUUGUCGUGACGUUCAAUCCCGAUGCAAAAGGUUUACAAAAAAAACAAAUUGAAAUUCAACGAGGAUUUCCUGUUAAUGCGCAAUUCAUUAUAAAUGAAUGGUUAUUUGUAAAAACAGCUGAUAAUGAUGAAGGAUUCGUUCCAUAUGUAUGUUGCCGACCAAUUCUUCGUCGUCAGUCAGUGAAACACUCGAAUGAAUUAGAAAACUUCUAUAAACCGUAUGAUUUCGAAUCCAACAAAACUCGUCAAACCAAAUCACCUUCGACGAGUGUACCAACUUGCACACCGCCGACAACAAAAAAGUCCUCCUUUGUUUCCAAUCUGGGUUCGCAGUCGUUCUUGUGUCAAAGUUCAUUCUCAUGUAAGAAACGGCAAGAUGUGACAUCGUCAUCGUGUGGCGGCGACUCAGGCUUUUCUGAUUGUGAAUCAUCGUCGCAUAAUCAACAUCAAAGUUUUGAUUUAUCCACUCAACGUUACACACGUUUGUCGAAUAUACGUCCCUUACGUUCAUCAUCGAAUGCAUUCAAAAAGCAAGGUCAAUUUAUUCCAGAUUUUUCAAUAAAAAAAUCCAUUAAGACGAACAUCAUCACAUCAAAAACCGACGGUUCUCAUCGCUUGAAAUCACAAUUGUCCGUAUCGAGCAACAGUGCAUUCACUCAAGUCGUGAAAAAACACCCUAUUUCUCAAGACAGUACUCAACGGCGAACAUUCUAUUCACACGCCCGAUCGUCUCAACAACAACAGCAACAACAACAACAACAAGAAGCGUUUUCCAUAUCGUCUUCGAUCAGUAAUCUUCGUCGUCCGUAUGACAGUUACGAUGAAGCUGGCCAUUCGUCAUCUCCAUCAUCGAAAUGUCCCAGCUCGAUCUCUUCUCCAUAUAUUCGUCGUACGCCAUUUGCUCGACGUUCUCUUCCGCAUCACAUUCAGCCUGUUUUGAAAAAACCUCUCAAACCCAUGUCGUCCUCAUCACCAGAUCCAUUUAAACUACCAGGAAAAAAAGAACAACAAUUACGGCAUGUUGUUCUCGCUGAACCAUCAUUACCACCAGCAAUUAUUCCAGUGAAAUCGUCUCUCGAAAGACAUUUUUCAGACUUAAGUCUGAAUCAAAUCGAAAACGAUUCCUUAACUCCCUCCACUUCUUCAGUAUUCAUUCACAAUCGACCAUCGCUAUCCUGUUCAUCAGCAAGUACAAGCAGUUCAGCAUCGUCAUCUUCAACUGAUGAUAGUACCACACCUUUUCUACACAUCCAAAUGAAUAAUUCAAGAUGUAAUGUUAUACAUGGUGACGAGUCGAUUCCUCUUGUUUUUUCUACAACCAACAAUAUGACUAAUUCCCCAACAGCAAACACAACGAAAUCGUCGAGUUUUAUCCACAAUGUUUCGAUAACUGUCUGA
Adineta ricciae is the source of this 1581-nucleotide messenger RNA. NCBI's taxonomy places the organism in Eukaryota, Metazoa, Rotifera, Eurotatoria, Adinetida, Adinetidae. The record is from the annotation of a GenBank genome assembly.